Balaenoptera ricei (Rice's whale) is the source of this 2927-nucleotide messenger RNA. It is a transcript of the gene SPATA6, whose product is annotated as spermatogenesis associated 6. Gene Ontology annotation, molecular function: myosin light chain binding. Lineage: Eukaryota; Metazoa; Chordata; Mammalia; Artiodactyla; Balaenopteridae. The record is from RefSeq and is a predicted model, not a curated record. Bases 182 to 1648 code for a protein of 488 amino acids. The transcript has 13 exons. Gene Ontology annotation, biological process: spermatogenesis; motile cilium assembly.
CGCCCCGCGCACGGCUGCCGCUCGGGCGGGACCCAGGCUGGACCGCGGGCCCCGGCCUGGGGGAACAGCUGCUACCGCCGCCGCCACCUCGUCUUCUCCACGUCCCCGCCACGACCCGCGUCUCCUCGCCUCCCUCGGGUCCGCGGCCGGGGUCCCGCCCCGCCGCCCAAGCCCUGCGCGGAUGCCGAAGGUGAAGGCGCUGCAGUGCGCCCUGGCGCUGGAGAUCCGCUCUGUAACUUGCCCAGGAGUGGUGCUGAAAGACAAGGAGGACAUCUAUCUUAGCAUCUGUGUGUUUGGCCAAUACAAAAAGACACAAUGUGUCCCAGCCAAUUUUCCACUGGUCUUCAAUGCCAGAAUGGUGUUUGAAAAGGUGUUCCCUGAAGCAGUAGACCCUGGAGAUGUGGUUGCACAGCUUGAAUAUGAUACAGCAUUGUUUGAGUUGAUUCAGCUAGUUCCACCAGUGGGUGAAACACUGUCUACAUAUGAUGAGAAUACACGAGAUUUCAUGUUCCCGGGUCCAAAUCAAAUUUCUGGACACCAUGACUCAAACCGCCAGGUUACCAUGAGGAGGAUUUCUUGCCUUCGCGGAAUUGCUCCAAAGCUGGAAUUUUCUACAACCUCAGUGAUUACUGAAUGUCUGAUAAGUUCAAGGAAGUGCCACACUCAGGAUAAAUUUAUUCACCAUACGGCUCCAGUUGAAAAAUCACACAGCAGACUGCAAACCAGAACACCAAGGUCACAAAAGAAAAAAUCCAAGUCACCUGAGAGAAAUAAAUAUUGCAUAAAUGCAAAAAACUACGAACAGCCUACAAUUUCUUCAAAAUCACACUCUCCAUCUCCUUACACAAAAAGACGCAUGUGUGAGCUAUCUGAAGACACUAGGCGGCGGCUGGCCCAUUUAAAUCUGGGCCCCUAUGAAUUCAAAAAAGAAACAGAUAAACCUCCAUUUGUGAUUAGACAUGUUGAUCCCCCAAGUCCCAGGGCUGAUGCUUUAUUUGGAUCUUCUGGCAGAGACUGUGAAAGAGAUGGAUGGUCCAGGCUGCACAAUGAUCAUUCUCACCUUGGCUGCUACCGACCCAAGGAUUAUAAGGUCAUCAGAACACCUCAUGGGAGAGACUUCGAUGACUCUUUGGAAAGAUGUGAUGACUAUUUGAGUUCAAGGUCAUGUAGCAAGCCCCAGCAUUCAUCCAGGACCUUACUCGUUCAUUCAGCACCCUCUACAAUACCGAAGCAUUCUCCAAGCCCUGUGUUAAAUCGUGCUUCUCUCAGGGAAAGAUUCCAUUCUGAUUGGUGUUCACCUUCAAACUGCGAUGAGAUCCAUGACCGGGUAAAGAAUGUCUUGAAAUCACAUCAAGCUCAUCAGAGACAUUUAUAUGAUGAGAGAGACCCAGAGAAAGAAGAUGAACUGGAACUGAAAAGAGGCCUUUUAUAUAGAGACUCUGCCUAUGACAGUGACCCAGAGGAUAGCUCAUGUCAGCAGCCACGUGGCACUGUCCAUUUGGAUGAUGGCGAAUACUGGUCCAACAAGGCAGCCUCUUAUAAAGGAAAAUCCCACCGACCCACCUUUGAGAACAGCAUGGACAAGAUGUACAGGAACUUAUACAAAAAGGCCGGUAGUUCUGUUUCUCGUACACAGGAAAGCUGCUGAGACCAGUGGUGAUAACCUGUAUGAGUGUCCUUGUCAACUUCUCAAUGAAAACAUUUGAUGUGAUCAGUAUCUGUAUUCCUUUUCUUUUAAGCAGGUGGUUCUAAUUGAGUACAGUAGUUAGACUUGAAUAAGUUUAUUACUUCAAAUGAUAAAUUAUCAUGGGCAAGCCUUCUUUUUCCAAUCACAGUAAAGAAUGCUAUAUUCUAAAAGUCAAAGCUCUGCAACACAAUCGCAACCUCCAUUCUGAUUCUGAGAAGGCUGUUCUGUCACAUCUCUCUCAUAUCACCAGCUACAAAUCCAAACACAGAUUCUCUCUAGAAAUGUUCUUCUGCCUUAAUCACCUUGUAAUUUUCUUUUCACCUACUUGACCGGUUAUCUUGUCUAAGAUUUAAUUAUUAUUAUUAACUCCCUUUUCUUGGUCAUGAGCAAAAAGAUACACUGUACAAAGAUGAAUUUCCCAGGAGUUUAAACCCUGUUUUAACUAGUAUUUUCUACCGUUUGCUCCCUCAGAAAAUGUUAUUGAUAUGUCUUAGCUCCUAAGAUACAGCUUUCUUUUUAAAGUUUCUAUAAUCAUUCACUCCCUCUUUUUAAAAAGAACUACCUAGGUUACUUAAAAUGCUUAACAGUUAGCUAGGAAUAGGAAUGGCCAUGGGUGAUCCACAAUGUGAAUAACUGAUUUUUAAAGACAGAAUUUUUUGCAUGAUUUUCUUCUAGAGCCAUAUCUUUGGUGCAUCCAGAAUCAGAAAAUAGCCUUUGUUAAUAAGCCUGUAGAGACUCAGAAAGAAUAAGGGACUUAUAUUGUAAUUUCAUCUCUUUAGAGUUUUCAUAGGUAUCAAAUAGCCCAAGAAAGUAGCAUCCUUACUUUAAAGGACACUUGGAACCAUAAAGGGGAGGAAAAUAUUAGAGCGUAACUCUUUGUACUAGAAAGUUGUUAGUUGAUAAAAUUAGCUUCUCCCCCACGCCCCAAACACACCUGUGAGGCAAGUGAGGCUUUGAAGAUAUGAAGAAAUCAGUUACCUUGUAUUUACCAGAGUGAGUGGAAGAAAAGCAGAGAAUAGGAAAUGGUAAACUUGGCUUAUAAACUUGAAGAGUUGACUACAAGGUAAUGUUUUCUCAUUGACUCCAUCUUUGGUUAAUUUUAUAGUUAUGAUCUUAAAAGAAAAAACUUGAGUUAAACUCUAUUUAAAUUGGAAUCAGCAUGUAAAAUUGGGUGAUUUAUUUUUGUAAUAGGAGAAAAUACGUAAUACUUGUUAUCCAAUAAUAAGACUUUUUUACUUUG